This is a messenger RNA of Dovyalis caffra, 864 nucleotides long. The record is from the annotation of a GenBank genome assembly. NCBI's taxonomy places the organism in Eukaryota, Viridiplantae, Streptophyta, Magnoliopsida, Malpighiales, Salicaceae.
AUGAAGCAAAGGAGCCCUGCACAUGACCACGCGUCAUUUUGCGCUUCUUUCUCUUCUGAUUUGAUAAACCUUGAGCCCAUUCAAAAUCCCAAAAAACAAUCGGACAGAGGAUGGGCUGUUGAUCAAGCCAUUUUGGCUGAAGAAGAACGUGUAGUUAUCAUCAGAUUUGGUCAUGAUUGGGAUGACACCUGCAUGCAGCGAGAGAGAAAGAUGUCAUACUUGCUUCCACACUUGCACUCAGGAUGGGCUGUAGAUCAGGCAAUCUUAGCUGAAGAAGAGCGACUAGUGGUCAUUCGAUUUGGUCAUGAUUGGGAUGAGACUUGUAUGCAGAUGGAUGAAGUUCUGGCAUCAGUAGCAGAAACGAUAAAGAACUUUGCUGUGAUAUACCUGGUGGACAUCACAGAGGUUCCUGAUUUUAACACAAUGUAUGAGUUGUAUGAUCCAUCCACAGUCAUGUUCUUCUUCAGAAACAAGCAUAUUAUGAUUGAUCUUGGGACUGGUAAUAACAACAAGAUCAACUGGGCUCUCAAAGACAAGCAGGAGUUCAUUGACAUUGUUGAGACUGUCUACCGUGGGGCAAGGAAGGGUCGCGGUCUUGUCAUCGCUCCAAAAGACUACUCCACAAAAGAGAACAGUAUCAACAGAAGUUACGGAAGAGGGAUGAAGCCGAUAUGGAUAGAGGUGAGAACGAAGUUCCCAAUAAGUAACCCAGAACACCAGCAAAUUAGACUUGAUGGCCUUUCCUCUAAAGAGUUGGUCACAUCUCUUCUCCAACGGCAGGCUACACAAUCUGGGAUUGGCUAUAUAGCUGAACUCGACAAAUGUGGCAAACUGUCUUUCCGAAUGUUGAGAACUGGUUCCUGA